Molecule: messenger RNA, 1316 nt
Organism: Phytophthora nicotianae INRA-310
Lineage: Eukaryota; Oomycota; Peronosporomycetes; Peronosporales; Peronosporaceae
Exons: 1
Coding region: 65-991 (308 amino acids)
Cellular component (GO): membrane
Source: RefSeq, a predicted model, not a curated record
GUCUAUAUUUUCUUAGGAAUCAGACUCAAUUUCUUGACUUCCAUACCGUUUUUAACACCUCGUUAUGUCCCCUUCGGUGGCCAAUUACAGCGCCGUGGACGCAGCAGACCGCUGGACCCAUUCCAGUAUGGGUAGAGGAGACGAUGGGAGGCGUAGUAAGCGGCAGUUGUGGCUUCGUCUCGUCGCCUUUGCCUUGGUAUUGACUACGGCUGUUUCGCUGCUGUCCACGCUGCCUGUACGGGAAUAUAUGGAGACGACAAGUGCGUGGGUGGAAGAUCAUCUCGUUCUAGGCACUUUGGGCGUCAUUCUGGCCUUCUGGGUCGCCAUCCCGCUCUGUUUACCAGCCACAGCGCUAGAAAUGGUGGCCGGGUCGCUGUUUGGCGUCCCGCAUGCCGUCGUAGUGAUCACUGUGGGCAAAACGGGCGGAUCUACGCUCGCAUUUCUGCUGGGACGCUCCAUGGGCAAGGAGGUGAUCGGCGGCUACCUGCGUACCAAGUUCCCGACCUUCCGUGCGUUCUCAGAGGUGCUGAAUAGUCCGAGUUGGAAGCCUGUACUGCUCUAUCAGCUGUCCAGUAUCCCGAACCUUGUCAAGAUCUACAGUCUCGCUAUCACUCACGUGUCGGUGGCACGCUUCGUAGUGUCAUCGGCGGUGGGGAACUUGCCACACGCCGUACUCUGGGCGUAUAUUGGCGAGCAAGCGACCGAUAUUGCUGCUAUUCUCUCGGGCGAGACCAAGAUAACGACGAGUCGAAUGGUGAUGGUCGUCACGGGACUCUCGCUCACUGUGUUGGCCAUCACGUUCCUCGUUGUGUAUACCAAGCGGCAGCUUCAGGAACUACAGAAGCGCGAAUGCCGCAGUAGCAGCGAAGAAGGACUGCUGCUCUCCAUCGAGAUAGACGCCACGACUCCAAGCAGCGUCAAGAGCGCUAAGAGUACGACCCAGAGCAUGCGUCCGUCGACACCCACGCUCCAGGUCUGGGCUUCAAAUUAAGUAGCGGCCAUUUAAAAUGUAGCCGCUCAUUAUUAAUGCAGGUACUGUUUCAGGGCUUGUUGGUCUCUGGAGUCGUCAGUAUAGACUCUACCGUCCAGGUGUCAUGUGUAACAUGUAUUACGAGCAACGGGCAAUGCUUACGUCCAUUUUGCAAAUCGCGACGCUACACAAACGCCCAGACUUGUCGUAAUCGUUGCCUCCCGUGUCUUUCACCGUAAAGUUUUCAGUGGUAACACUGUUCACAUCGAUAGGACGAUCGCGGCGAGUGUCUGACCAAGGGUUUGUCCUCUUCCUACCACCCUAUUCUUUGCAAUAAGACGAAGCU